This is a messenger RNA of Cucurbita pepo subsp. pepo (vegetable marrow), 814 nucleotides long. RefSeq lists its product as uncharacterized. Lineage: Eukaryota; Viridiplantae; Streptophyta; Magnoliopsida; Cucurbitales; Cucurbitaceae. The record is from RefSeq and is a predicted model, not a curated record.
AAGCCAUGCAUCCCAUUUGCACGUCGACAAAACGAUUGCGAUUUGUUCUUUUCACCUCAUUUUAAUUUCCCUUUUCUGUUGGCCUCGUUCUCGAUUUUUCGCUCGAACUCCGAUAGUGAGAUUGGAUUUUUAUUUAUCUUAUUGUGUUUGUUCUUCCGUUUCGAUUGGAAUAAUGCUCGUGUGACGUUCGCACUUCGAGAUGGUUGAUUUGAUGUUUAUUGGGCCAAAAAAUGUAUUUCGUAUUGUGGAGAAUUCAUUGGAGGGAAUGAGUCUAUUAGUCCAGAGAAUAUGGAGAUGAAUAAAGGAAGUUCCCAUUCGAAAGAGAAACCUUCUAUGGGUCGUUCUUCGUUUUCCAGUGAAGUGAAGAAGCCUUCAGAGAAGGAUUUAAGCUCCUCCACGUUUGUUAAUCAGGCUGCAAUUCAUUGGCACGAGAGUAGAAAGAAAUGGAUCGAUAAACAAUUUCUACAACAAAGAAUGGAGAAGGAAUCAAUGAUAAGCUGGUCAACAGCAUAUGAAGAUCUGCUUUCCUCUAACGAGCCCUUCAGUGAGCCUAUACCUCUCCCGGAGAUGGUAGAUUUCUUGGUUGAUAUUUGGCACGACGAAGGGCUUUUCGAUUAGCGGUAGACAAGAUUCGAGAUCGCAGUCACCAACUCGAGCUCAUACUCAAUGACCUGCUACUACCUCCAACUACUGAUUCUAUGAAGAUUAUAAUUCUCAACAUUGUUGGCAUCCUUGUUCAAACUAACUACUAAUUCAACAUUAUUUUACUGCCAUGGCGGUAACAUUUGAUAUUUAAGUUGAAGUUUGAGAGUCA